CACCCCAUCAUGCUCUUCCAACCACUCUCAAUCCUUCUCCUAACCGCAGGAGCUCAUCUCGCCUCAUCCACCAGUCUCGCAUCCAACAUCACAAUCCUCGGACCCGACGACCUCCACCAAUCCAUUGCAGAGACCUUCCUUAUCUGCCUCAACGCAAUCAACAUCCCCUACCGCCUCUACGUCGACGCAGGCACCACCACCAUCCUGCCCCUCACCAACCGCACAAUCGACACCACCGGCACCGACGCCCCCCUUCUCGAUUGCAUGAUGUCAGCCUCCAACACCAUGAACCUCGCCGCCGAAGACACAACCUACUCCAACGAAAACCACGCAAUUAGCAUCCCCGCCACAGAGGCAACCUACGCCUGGCUCCUCAAACACUCAGCCCAAGGCCUGCACCCAAUCGGCAGCAAACCAUCCAUACCCAUGGCAACACACAAACGCUCACUACUCCACUACUGGAGCUACCUCUCCGACUACUCGGAAUGCACAAGUGAGGAUUUCCAUGUAUCAUACACCAACGACUGCCAUAAUUGGUGGUCUGCGUAUAAAAGCGUGCAGUUUGAGAAUCCCUCCGGCUCGGAGUACCUGCAUUUGCGCAUUUGGCCUCAUCAUAAGUGUUCGCAGGGAAAUUCGAGGACGGUUAUAGUCGCGCCGAUGAAAUUACAUGCUUGUGUGGAGAGAACUACGUAUUCGUAUUAUGGGAGGUAUGUGAAGUGUAAUUGUUAG
This is a messenger RNA of Aspergillus sclerotioniger CBS 115572, 729 nucleotides long. RefSeq lists its product as uncharacterized. NCBI's taxonomy places the organism in Eukaryota, Fungi, Ascomycota, Eurotiomycetes, Eurotiales, Aspergillaceae. The record is from RefSeq and is a predicted model, not a curated record. The transcript has a single exon. The coding region runs from base 10 to 729 and encodes 239 amino acids.